UCUACAGAGACCUGUCUCUCGCCAUAUUUGGUCCCACAUGUUCGCGACCUUGCUUACUUUACUAUCUGCAUUGUACAAAGCCAUGGCUGGAAAGACACCCGAACGUAGUUUUAUCAUGGUUAAGCCAGACGGCGUCCAGCGUGGGCUGGUCGGGGAAAUCGUCAAAAGGUUCGAGCAGAGAGGUUACACGCUAAGGGCCAUGAAAAUGAUGCACGCCUCCAAGCCUCAUCUUGAGGAACAUUACAAAGAUCUUAGCUCAAAGGGGUUCUUCAAGGACUUGGUUGCUUACAUGAAUUCCGGGCCAGUGGUCGCUAUGGUGUGGGAAGGCAAGGAUGCGGUUAAGACUGGGCGUAAGAUGCUAGGUGAGACCAACCCCUUAGCAUCGGCACCAGGGACCAUCAGAGGAGAUUUCUGCAUUGAAGUGGGAAGAAACAUCUGCCACGGCAGUGACUCUGUUGAGAGCGCUAACCGCGAGAUCAGUCUUUGGUUCAAGCCGGAAGAGAUAAUCGCCUGGGACCCCUGUAUCAAGGACUGGAUACAAGAGUGAACUCGACCAGACUUUAGCCUAUCUCUCCAGUGUCAGGAUGUUUGGUGGAAAAGGAACGCUUUAGGCCACAAGACUUAAACAAGUGCAAAUAGACUGGAAAUGAUGAAUUGAUGGCGGUGGAUGAUGGACUGUGCAGUGCACGUGUGUCAUUAUCAUCAGUCGGCCAUCUUUUCUUAACUUUUGAAGGCAUAAAACGCCAUUGUCUAUUUAUAUUUUCGAUGUGGUGUCAUAAAAAUCUCAAACUUUUUCAUUUUUCAUCUUUUGACAACAGGGUUAUAAUACUGCGUUUCAAUAUACACAAAUAUACGGGAUGCAUCGAAUUGAAUGCUAGUCAUUCGCCCUUCUGUAAAUAUAAACGCAUUUUAAACCCUUGUUAAAAAGGAACACAAGAUAAUCACUAAUGGUCCAAAAUCACUGGUUCACUUUUCAAUGUCAGCUGGAACGUGAAUAAAAUAGAAUAAUCACACCUGAGAA
Lingula anatina is the source of this 1021-nucleotide messenger RNA. Its product is annotated as nucleoside diphosphate kinase B-like. NCBI's taxonomy places the organism in Eukaryota, Metazoa, Brachiopoda, Lingulata, Lingulida, Lingulidae. The record is from RefSeq and is a predicted model, not a curated record. Gene Ontology annotation, molecular function: nucleoside diphosphate kinase activity. Gene Ontology annotation, biological process: UTP biosynthetic process; CTP biosynthetic process; GTP biosynthetic process.